Drosophila biarmipes is the source of this 312-nucleotide messenger RNA. Its product is annotated as protein new-glue 1-like. NCBI's taxonomy places the organism in Eukaryota, Metazoa, Arthropoda, Insecta, Diptera, Drosophilidae. The transcript has a single exon. The record is from RefSeq and is a predicted model, not a curated record. The coding region runs from base 1 to 312 and encodes 103 amino acids.
AUGAGGUUCACCUGUGUCCUGCUCCUCUUGGCCAGCGUGGCGUGUUUCCUGGUGAACCAGUCCAGUGCGGCCAGUUCCACAACCACGACGGAGACAACCUCCACCACCACUACCACCACAGCCGCGUCUACGUCCACCACCACUGCGUCAACCACGACCACGACCACAGCCUCCUCCGCAGCUUCCGCAACUUCGUCCAAAAAGAAGUACGUGACCCACUAUAAGCGGAAGAUCCACCGCCCCAAGGUGAAGAAGACCAGGAAGGUCCGUCGCAAUAAGUGCAAGAAGAGCCGCAAACGUCGAGGCGGCUAA